Messenger RNA from Lodderomyces margitis, 2880 nucleotides. It is a transcript of the gene CRK1, whose product is annotated as cyclin-dependent serine/threonine protein kinase. Gene Ontology annotation, biological process: protein phosphorylation. Bases 1 to 2880 code for a protein of 959 amino acids. NCBI's taxonomy places the organism in Eukaryota, Fungi, Ascomycota, Pichiomycetes, Serinales, Debaryomycetaceae. Gene Ontology annotation, cellular component: nucleus. Gene Ontology annotation, molecular function: ATP binding; cyclin-dependent protein serine/threonine kinase activity. The transcript has a single exon. The record is from RefSeq and is a predicted model, not a curated record.
AUGUCAAACAAACAAAAUCACCGGACAUCAGGUGAUGAUAAUGGCCAAGCAAGAAGGCCAAAGGUGGAGCAGAUAGAUGGCGACUCAUUUACUGAUACCAUACCUGAAAUGGCCAGGUUGAAAAAGUACGAAAUAAUUAAAAAGUUGGGACAGGGUACAUUUGGGGUCGUACAGAAGGCACGAGACAGACCAACUGGUGAAAUAGUUGCGAUAAAGCAACUCUUGAAUCAUCUGGCUAAAGAGGGAUUUCCGAUUACAGCCAUGAGGGAGAUUACGAUUUUGAAGCAGCUCCAUCAUCACAACAUUCUAAAUAUAAAAGAACUUAUUUUUGAAGAGGCCGAAGUGACAAAUCCAGCCGAUGUGGUAACACAAAGAGGGUCAUUCUAUACUGUUUCUCCAUACAUGACAAGUGAUUUGGUUGGAAUUCUCGAAAAUCCCGAUGUAAAGCUACAGCUUAAUCAGAUAAAAUGUAUAAUGACUCAACUAUUGGAAGGUACACAGUAUAUUCACGAGCAAAAUUUUCUACACAGAGACAUCAAGGCUGCCAAUAUAUUGAUAGAUAACACAGGUGUUUUAAAAAUAGCAGACUUUGGUUUAGCUCGACUAUACCACGGAGAGAUACCACGAUUGGGAAUGGGUCCAGGGGGCGGGGAGAAAGCCUACACAGCACUCGUUGUAACGCGUUGGUAUCGUCCACCGGAAUUACUACUAGGUGAGAGAAAGUACACCACAGCCGUUGAUCUUUGGGGCAUUGGAUGUGUGUUUGCCGAAUUGUUCACACGUAAACCUAUACUUGUAGGUAAAAGCGAUGCCCAUCAAGCCCAACUUAUAUUUGAACUUAUUGGACCGCCAAAUACUUGGACCGAAGCAGCAAAGCUACCGAACAAGACAGAUUUCAAUAUCGGGUUGACCUGCAAGCGAAGUCUUGAGAAAAGGUUCGAUUCAUUAAUGCCUCCUUCAGGUGUCAAGCUACUAAGUGGAUUGUUGACUCUUGAUCCUUAUAAAAGAUUCAACGCAUUGGAUGCUUUAAAUCAAGAUUUUUUCAAGAGUGAACCAUUGCCUUUACGUCCAGAAGAGAUGCCUCAAUUUGGGGAGUGUCACGAAAUAGAUAAGGAGAAGUUUAAAAAGCUUAGAGAAACAAAUAACCUUCCCUCUAGGCCGGAGUCUCGAAACCUCCUUGAAGGCAAGAGAUUUGAUCGCGAUGAGGAUAAGUUUGCAACCAGAGGUACCCCCAACCGCGAUGACUACGAUGAUUAUGAAAAGACUUAUGUACGACGUUCCACUUCCAGACAAGCCCUUCAUCAUCAUAAUUAUAUUUCUUAUGGAGAAGAUCAGCCUAGACAAAGAACCAACCAGGCUAGAUCCUAUUACGAUGAUCGUGGUCAAAGGACUCAGGAUGAACGGGGUCAAAACGGAUACGCUGAUAAUGAAUUCGAAAACGAUAGGGCACCACAUAAGAAUAUUGAUUACGGCGGACCCAAAAAUUUUGAGGCAAACCAGGUUUACCCAUAUAUACCACGACUGGAAUUGAAUGACUCGCUGUAUUCUAGGCGGGAUUCUCCUCAUCCGUUGAGCAGAGCUGACAACAGGGCCAACAAUAAAGCUCAAUGCCAAAAGAAUAAUGAUCAAUUAAACUAUCUCGAAAGAAGGCCUCCUUCAAAGGCCCACAAAACUUCUGAAAAACAUUUGCCUAGUGGAGGCUACAAUGAAGAAAGAGUUUCUCAAGCGACAGGCGACCGCCAAUACAUUUCAAACACAUCUUACGACAACAAAGAUGCACGCAAAAAUGACCCUAGUAUUUCGAUAGCCAGAUCAAGUCCAGGAUCAUCUUUAGACGAGGCAUCUCUGGUUAUUGACAUUGAUUAUAAAAACAAUGGUGACGACAAAAUGGGGGAGAAUCGAAAACCAUCUGCGCCAAGUGGACAUACACAACCUGGUUUUGUAAAAGGAGAAAAUAGCGGUGGAAGCAAUGAGGCUGCAAAGGAUUCAGACGAUAAAAAUGUCGAAAGCACAGCUAAAGUUCCUACGUUCACGGCACCCGGAGAAGCAAGCGAAUCAAGAGAAGAUGCUAGGGGAAAAGACAUUUCAGAACGAAUCGAUAAAUCUAGAUCUGAUAUAGGUGAUGAUUCAAUCACAGAAAAUAUCCGAAGUGGUGUAAGUGAAAGAAUCGUAUCUACUGCAGCAGUGAAUGAUUUCACAACAAGAGAUCACCAGAGUUUGCCUAGUCUGGAAUCUUCCACAGGACCAGCUGUCAACAAAACGAGAAAAAAGUCGGUGCCAUAUGUCCACGGUGGCUUGAGCGAAAGAAUACUUAAUUCAAGAAGCAGCUCACCCCUGGUACUACCUCCAAAUCUGAAACAAAUGAAAACGCCAAGUGUUGACAAGCCAGAAGAGUCGAAAGUGGAGAAGGUGGAAUCCAUUCCUAAGGCCCAGAGUCAAGACAUAGAGCUAAAAAGGUCCAGUUUGCCCCCGACCGCGGAUAAAGAACGACACGGUGGUAUUCCUUCUCUAAGGAGAGUAAGUGUAACCAAGCAGCUGGAAAUGAAGGAUUUAUUUGGCAAAGCUAAAAUAAAUUCAUUGCCAAUUUCGUUAACACGCUCACAACUACCCAAGCCCCAAAUUAAGAGUUCAAAGGAUUCAAGAGAAACUUCAUCUAAGGGGCUAAUGACCGACUACGCAAUAAAGACAACCAAAGGGACUAAACGAAAUCACAGCUACAUAGAUGACGAUGUACUGGAAAGCGACUUGAGUGAAGUGGAUGUUAUCCCAGAAGAGGGUGGAAGUCGCAAGCUACUUGAGAAUUUCUUGAAUAAAGAGGGCUAUAAGCGAGAACCAAUCUAUCGGAAGCAUAUGAGUGAGUCGAGGAAGUUCAGACGGUGA